Molecule: messenger RNA, 613 nt
Organism: Acaulospora morrowiae
Lineage: Eukaryota; Fungi; Glomeromycota; Glomeromycetes; Diversisporales; Acaulosporaceae
Source: the annotation of a GenBank genome assembly
AUGCCCCAUGUAACACGCCACCAACUGGACAAGGACGAAUCAAAAGCAGGAAAGGAAGAAACAAGUAGUGCUUUAACAGUUCCUAAUGAGGAGAAUGAAAUAUCCUUGGAAAAUAUAGAGCAAGAUGAUACUAAUGACAAUAAUAUGAAUAACGAUCCUACAUCUGCAGAUAAGGCAUCGGGCAAAGAUGAUUUGGAUCAAGUGGUGGCACACAUUCUAGGAGACGCGAAACCGUCUUCGAAUUCGUGUUCAGUGCCAAAGUGUAAACAGAGUUUGUCAGUUCUUAGUCACACUUGCCAGUAUUGUAAUAUGAAAUAUUGCAUAACACAUAGGCAUCCUGAAGCACAUUCACAAAAGUGCGUCGAAAAGGUCAGGAGCAGCGCACAUGCUGGGUUCAAGCAAGAGUCUAUGCGUUUUAUCUCUCAAGAAAGAAGAGAUCCCGGAUCAACAAACGCCAAAAAUUUUAAUGCCGAGAAAAAUAAAGAGGAACUUAAAAAAAGAUUUAAAGAAAAAUUGGAUAAAAUAAGGCGCGAAGAGAGAGGUGGCAAAGGAAGAUUCCUUAAGGGCCAGCAAUUGCUUGGAGCGGAAAGCUUCAUAAUGAAUUUGGGCCGUG